Aedes aegypti (yellow fever mosquito) is the source of this 1534-nucleotide messenger RNA. RefSeq names its product facilitated trehalose transporter Tret1. NCBI's taxonomy places the organism in Eukaryota, Metazoa, Arthropoda, Insecta, Diptera, Culicidae. Gene Ontology annotation, cellular component: membrane. Bases 101 to 1510 code for a protein of 469 amino acids. Gene Ontology annotation, molecular function: sugar transmembrane transporter activity. The transcript has 5 exons. The record is from RefSeq and is a predicted model, not a curated record. Gene Ontology annotation, biological process: carbohydrate transport; transmembrane transport.
UGGUUCAUUCAGUCAAUUGCCUAUUGACUGUUUGGCAAAAACGCUCAGUACCAACAGUGUAUUGGCCAGCGCCGUACGAAACUUCCAAACCUCCCCAAGUAUGCCGACAGCAGUAGUGAAACCUCAUUAUCGGAAGCAGUACCUGGCCGCAGUGAUUGCUGCUCUGGGAGCAUUUUCGAUUGGCACCAUUUUCGGAUGGAGCUCUCCAGUUGAAAUCAGAUUGCUGGAAAGCUCGGAGGCAGGAUUCGAAAUACGAGAAUCUCAAUUUGCCUGGGUGGUUUCGCUGAUGAGCCUGGGCGGUGCAGUCAUAAGCUUACCUGCUGGUCUGAUUGUACCCACAUUGGGUGCCAGGAAUACAUUAUUGUUGUUUGUUCUACCAACGAUGCUCGGUUGGAUUUGCAUCAUAUGGGCGAAUAAUGUGGUAAUGUUGUUGGCAGGUCGCACCCUGACCGGGUUUGGAGCCGGGGCCUUUUGUAUGGUCGUACCGAUCUACAUAGGAGAAAUUGCUUCCAAAGAGAUCCGAGGCACUGUGGGAAGCUUCUUCCAGCAGAUGAUUAAUUUGGGCAUCGUUACCACGUACGCUUUAGGGUUGAGCCUGGAUGUUUUUUGGCUCAGCGUUGUUUGUGGCCUUGUACCGGUUUCGUACGGUCUAUUGUUUUUCUUUAUGCCAAACACGCCGGCAUAUUUGGUUCAACGAGAGCAGGAAUCCAAAGCAAUCGAUGCAAUCAAAUGGUUGCGUGGUUCUCACGUGGACGUCACUUUGGAAAUCAAUGAAAUACGACGCCAGCAGCAGCGCAAAUCUACCGGCACCGAAGUCGAUGCUCGUGAACCGUUGUCCAGUUGGAAGCUGUUUCGUCAACCUGCCACAAUUCGUGCUCUAACCAUCAUGUUGGGCGUUAUGUUCUUCAUGCAAGCUUCAGGUGUGAACGCGGUGCUGUUUUAUUCAACCUCCAUAUUCCAGUCAGCCAACGUCGCAGUUGAACCAGAACUUGCUACCAUCAUUAUUGGAACCAUACAGAUCUUUGGAACGCUCCUGUCCACGCUGGUGGUGGAUCGAUUGGGACGACGAGUGCUUCUCCUGACAUCGGGCAGCGCCAUGUGCAUCAGUGUCCUAACGCUGGGAGUUUACUUUCUGCUGCUUUCGGAUGACCCAACAAACCAGGUGCCAGCUGAUGCCAGCAACCAUACCGGUUGGAUUCCCAUUGUGGCGCUCUGUCUAUACCUGACCCUUUUUGCUGUCGGAUUUGGUCCAGUUCCGUGGCUUUUGCUGGGUGAAAUAUUCGCAUCGGAGGUGAAAGGACCGGCCAGUGCUUUGGCAAACAUGACAAGCUUUGCGAUGUCCUUUGCCCUGUCGUUGGUGUUCCCGUUGGUGCGGCAGUCGAUCGGCAGUGGACCCAUUUUCAUAAUUUUCUCCGUCUUUUGCGCGCUGGCCGUGAUGUUUGUGGCGUUAGUUGUACCGGAAACGAAAGGCAAGUCGUUGAACGAAAUACAGAGUAUGCUGGCAGGAUGACCACAAUCUGCACAAUAAAUAGAG